Molecule: messenger RNA, 1239 nt
Organism: Morchella sextelata
Lineage: Eukaryota; Fungi; Ascomycota; Pezizomycetes; Pezizales; Morchellaceae
Exons: 4
Coding region: 1-1239 (412 amino acids)
Source: RefSeq, a predicted model, not a curated record
AUGGCCGGCCCCGUAAAUCAUGUCGGUCAUGCUUGGCAUCGUCGGGCCGAAGCCAGACGGCAACAAAUUUCGAACAAUGAAGAGCCAUUUCGGCCGCCAAUUCAACCUGCAGUACCAUUAGCAUUCCAGUCGGCACGAACCCGUUGGACGCCAUUGGAGUUAGGCAGAAUGACAGUGAUUUGUUCAUCAUGUCAAGCUUUACAUUGGCUUAAUGAGCGCGUGCAUGGGAGCUCAAUUACGCUACCGCGGUUUGAAAAUUGUUGCAAGAAAGGCGAUGUUCAAUUGCCGGCAUUGGAACAAGCCCCCGAGUACCUACGGUACCUCCUCGAAUCAACUGAUACAAUUGCUAGACAGUUCCGUAGCCGCAUUAGGGAGUACAACUCCGCUUUGACCUUUACUUCCGUUAAAUAUACCUCAGAUGAACGCAUCGACCGUCAAGCUGGGGGGGUUAAUUGCUUCCAAAUCCAUGGCGAGCUAUACCACCUUCAGGGGCCCCUGACUGCAGUAGCAAACGAUACGCCCGCUUUUGCUCAGUUAUAUUUCUAUGACCCACUCUACGCUGCACAAAUGAUGCAGCAGGGACAUCCAACUCUAGAUAUUGCGGUUUUGGAACGGUUGAUACAAGAGAUACACACAGUCAAUCCAUUUAUUCCAUUAUACAAGACAGCGAAGGAAAGAUUGGAAGCUGUGUCCUCACAAGAUGGAGAUGUACGUGUCUUACUCAAUCCGCAAUUGCGGUUGAUAGUGGAGAGUGGAGCGGACAAGCGGAGACACAAUUUGCCUACAAGCAAUGAAGUCGCUGCGAUUAUCCCGGAUGAAUAUGGUGAAGCAGGAUUCCGGGAUAUUGUCUUAGCACAUAGAAAUCCAGAUGCCAAUAGGCAGUUUAGUAUAAUUGAUCCUAAUCAUGCCGCUUAUAUGCCCUUACAUUAUGUUCUGCUAUUUCCAAAUGGUGAGAGGGGUUGGCAUUGGGGCUUACGGCUGCGGGAUGAGUUGAACCGACGGAAGAAUUUAAGGUUACAGCAACGCGAAUUUUACAGGUACCGACUGCAUACUAGGACGACUGAACCCAUGACUUUGUUCCUCUCGCAACGCCUAUUUCAGCAGUAUUUGGUAGAUGCUUGGGCUGUUUGUGAUCAGAAUAAGUUGAAUUGGCUUCGACUGAAUCAGGCAAAUAUUCAGGCUGAUCUGUACAAUGGGUUGGCGGAUAAUAUGCGGCAAGAGGACUUCAACCCGGAAUAA